AUGGCCGCCCAGAAAGAAUUAUCUGACGCUGACAAAAACGUCCGCGGGCGAAGAGGGCACCGGAAAUCACGAUCGGGAUGUGCCAACUGCAAGCUUCGCAGUGUGAAGUGUGACGAAGGAUUCCCAGAGUGCGGUAAAUGCUUGUCUUUUGGUGUCCGCUGCAACUAUGACUUGAGAAUUCCUGACCUCCAGCCUCGAUUCAACAUGGCGACUCGGAAACUUAAUGGCAAAACCCAGACUUGCAAUGCCCUCACAUCUGCGGAGGGAUCGAGAUUGGAAUUGACUGAGCAAGAUCUCAUCCGCUUAGAGAGAUUCAAGAUAAGGACUGCGCUGUCGCUUGGGCCUCCUGAGUUGAGGCAAAUUUAUGACAACGAGAUAUAUCGAUUGAUAUUAAGGCACCCGUUUCUAAUGCAUAUCGCGCACACGCUCACUUUAAUUCAUGAUAGAUAUAGUUUAUCAAUACCUGGCCAGCGGACAGUAGAGGAAAUUCGUCACUGGAGUAAGGGUAUCGGUCUCUUUAACAAGAAGCUUUCCGUACCACUCCACCCAGCUGAUCGCGAUGCCAUUUGGGCUGGAACCUCUAUGCUAGGCGUAAUAACUUUUGCCUCAAUUGAUUUCCCUACUAGAACUGACGAAACCUGGCCUCUUACUUCGCUUCCAAAGGCCGAGCCGGAAUGGCUCAAAAUGGUACAAGGCAAAGCGUCAUUACGGCAACUCAUCAAGCCCGAUAGACCAGAUAGCAUGUUCUAUAGCCUAUCUUCUGCUAUCCCGACAGUUAAGCUCGCACCGGAGAAUAUACCUUUAGCAUUUAUAAAAUUAUAUCAACUCGAUGGGAGUUUUGCAAACAACAAUCCAUAUGCUAUUCCUGUAAGAGUCAUAUUCGCCGCAAAAACCAUCGAAGAAUAUCCAUCAUCAUCAGCAACAGCACUAUUCUACGAGUUUAUCUAUUGUAUACAGAAUGAAUUCAGCCAUCUGGUAUUGAAUAAGGAUCCCCGUGCUCUCUUGAUUAUGGUGUACUGGUACUCGAAAAUCUGUACUGGACAGUGGUGGCUCAGAAGGCGCGCUUUGAUAGAAGGUCGUGCAACAUGCACCUUUUUGGAGAAAUAUUACGCCCAUGACGCUGCAAUCCAGGAUCUUUUGAGGCGCCCUCGGAACUAUUUGUUCCAGAUUACUUUCUUAAUUUAA
Molecule: messenger RNA, 1185 nt
Organism: Talaromyces proteolyticus
Lineage: Eukaryota; Fungi; Ascomycota; Eurotiomycetes; Eurotiales; Trichocomaceae
Exons: 3
Coding region: 1-1185 (394 amino acids)
Biological process (GO): regulation of transcription by RNA polymerase II
Molecular function (GO): DNA-binding transcription activator activity, RNA polymerase II-specific; zinc ion binding
Source: RefSeq, a predicted model, not a curated record